GAGGCGAGGGGCGGCGGCGGCGGCGGCGCGGCUGGGGCUCCGCCCCCGUUUCACUCAGAGGCCCCCGCCGGCUCCUCCCUCCCGGUAGCUGAGUCGCUUCUGUGGCAGCGGCAGCGGCAGCAUGGCGGCCGUGGAGACCCGGGUGUGUGAAACGGCUGGGUGCAGCCACGAGGCCAAGCUGCAGUGCCCGACCUGCAUCAAGCUGGGCAUCCAGGGCUCCUACUUCUGCUCCCAGGAAUGUUUUAAGGGAAGCUGGGCCACUCACAAGUUACUACACAAGAAAGCAAAAGAUGAAAAAACUAAACGUGAAGUUUCGUCUUGGACUGUGGAAGAUGACAUUAACACAGAUCCCUGGGCUGGUUAUCGAUAUACUGGUAAACUUAGGCCACAUUAUCCCCUAAUGCCAACGAGGCCUGUGCCAAGUUAUAUUCAGAGACCAGAUUAUGCUGAUCACCCACUAGGUAUGUCUGAAUCAGAACAGGCACUUAAAGGAACUUCUCAAAUAAAAAUCCUCUCAUGUGAAGAUAUAGAAGGAAUGCGAUUAGUGUGUAGGCUUGCUAGAGAAGUGUUGGAUGUUGCUGCCAUGAUGGUGAAACCAGGCAUAACUACUGAAGAAAUAGAUCAUGCUGUCCAUCUAGCUUGCAUUGCAAGGAACUGCUAUCCUUCCCCGUUGAAUUAUUAUAAUUUCCCUAAGUCAUGCUGUACGUCAGUGAAUGAAGUGAUCUGCCAUGGAAUUCCUGACAGGCGGCCAUUGCAAGAGGGUGAUAUUGUUAAUGUGGAUAUCACAAUAUAUCGCAAUGGUUAUCAUGGGGAUCUGAAUGAGACGUUUUAUGUUGGGGAAGUUGAUGAGGGUGCAAGGAAACUAGUUCAGACAACUUACGAGUGCCUAAUGCAAGCAAUCGAUGCAGUAAAACCUGGUGUUCGAUAUAGAGAGCUGGGAAAUAUUAUCCAGAAACACGCCCAAGCAAAUGGAUUUUCAGUUGUUCGGAGCUACUGUGGGCAUGGGAUCCAUAAGCUUUUCCAUACUGCUCCCAAUGUGCCACAUUAUGCCAAAAAUAAGGCUGUUGGAGUGAUGAAGUCUGGUCAUGUGUUUACAAUUGAACCAAUGAUCUGUGAAGGUGGGUGGCAAGAUGAAACCUGGCCUGAUGGCUGGACUGCAGUGACAAGAGAUGGAAAGCGGUCUGCGCAGUUUGAGCACACACUUCUGAUCACAGAUACUGGUUGUGAAAUCUUAACUCGGCGGUCGGACAGUGUUCGUCCUCACUUCAUGUCCCAGUAUUAGUUUAGACUGAGCUGACGGAUCUGAAUAUAAUCUUUUGUCUCUGUACUAUGCAUUUUAUUAAGAGUACAGAACAGAGUGGGAUUUUAUCAUUUGUUUUGUUCUCAUUGACUGUAGAUAAGAGAGGAAUACAGCAUUUGGUAUAUAUCUUGAAGAACCUGACCCAGUGGCUGAAAAAAGGAGAGAAGUAUUUAAAAUGUUUUCUGCUUCCCUCCUACCCACGACACUCGUACUGUAUAUUUUUUUUUUAUUUUUCUUCAGUUGCCUCUUUAGCACCUUUCUUUCGAUCAGACCUGCAGUUGUUUCUGUCACAUGCAUGGUAUUAGCUAGAAAGUGCAGGUUACUUUCCCACUGGGGACUUGACGUGUUGGGCAUCAAGUCUUUUUCUCAUUUCUUCAGUGUGCCCAGCUUUUGUCUGUGUAUGAGUGGCACCUAGGAUUUUAAGUGUUUCUCGUUCCAAAGACCUGCUUAGCUACUUCUGCAACCAAUGGGCUUUGUUUAUAAUCAGAGAGGGGGAAUUGGUACAUAGAAAGAGGCACGUGUUGCCAAGACUCAUCUAUCUUCAAAUUUAGUUUUUUCCCAUCACUUUGUCAAUUGCGUCUGCUGUAAUCAAGACUUUAGACAUCUCUCUUGCUGGAAAUUGUUCGUGCUGAUUCCCUGCUGUAAAAUCACAAAAAUUGCUUUGGGCAAAGAGCUGCCUUUCUGAAGAGCAGUGGUUGGCAGAGUUCGGUGCUCCAAAAGUUCACUGUGAAACUGCUAUUUCAUACUUGACAGGGAAAGGAAUGAGCCAACUAACCAAGAAAAAAAAUGAUUUACAAGCUCCUGUGUGUUUUUACUGAGGGGCCUCUCCCCUAGAGAUAUGAGGGGAGGGGGAUUGCAAAGUGAAAGACAUUACAGCAAGACAAAUAUCAAAACUAUUUCAAAAGAAUGCUCAUGUUUGAAGAGGAAAUGUCUUAGAUACUACUGCUGCUGUAUUAGUUGUUUUCUUGAAUUUUAAGGAAGUUUUUAAUUGAAUUUUGUGCUCUUGAAAGGUGUCAGGCUGACAGGCCUGGAAACUGAAGUGCUCUGCCCUCAGACCAGAUACAGUGUGGGCAGCAGUAGUGCAAUUUUCCCCAUGCUUCUUGACUAGUGUGCCACCCUCCUGAUCUGAAAGCUACCAUCUCCAGGACUAUGGGAAUUGAUUAGCCUCUGACCCCUUCUUCCCCCUUCUCAAUCUUUAGCGUCUCUGCUGAGAUUUUUUUCUUUUCUGAAUCAAUAAUGAAAAUGAUUUCACCCACAGUUACAGACCUAAUGUCUGUCUUCCGUACAACACUGUCGUGCCAGAAAAACUUAAACCAAUGAAGACAAAUCAAAUCAUAAAACCAUGGGCAUAAAGUGCACAUUUUAUUAGGUGUCUGACUUCUUGUCACAUAGGGAGCCUGGUCUUUGAAGGUACUGAGUGUCCUCACCUCUCGUUGGCUCCAAUUAAACUUGAGGGCAGUUAAUGCUUUACAAAACUGGACCCAUUGUGGUCACAAUGAAACACGAAACUUGCCAGAAAAUGUCUUCUUUUCCCACAGUGCCUCAAACCUUUAUUGCUGUAAGAGUAUCAUUGUGAUAACAUUUUCAUUACCUUUAUUAUUUUUAAUGAUACAGUAAAAAAAAAAAAAUGACCUGAGAGAUGGUUCGUGUGCGUGCGUGCGUGUGUAGAUUUUAACUAAACAGACUGCAAUACUUGAGUGGAAUUACCUGUUCAGUGCCAUGUAUGUAAUGUAUUAAGGAGAUUAAAAGUCAGGAUGACUAUCAUGGAGAUUUGCCCACCAGACCAGUCACCUGAGUGGGUACAA
Messenger RNA from Dermochelys coriacea (leatherback sea turtle), 3105 nucleotides. RefSeq names its product methionyl aminopeptidase 1 (gene METAP1). NCBI's taxonomy places the organism in Eukaryota, Metazoa, Chordata, Testudines, Dermochelyidae. Gene Ontology annotation, biological process: proteolysis. The transcript has 11 exons. The coding region runs from base 122 to 1282 and encodes 386 amino acids. Gene Ontology annotation, molecular function: metalloaminopeptidase activity. The record is from RefSeq and is a predicted model, not a curated record.